UUGUUCGACUGUCAGUAUCACACUGUAGAUCCUGGGAAUGAUGGGUUUAAACACGUGAUCGUCGGUUGGCACCGUCACGAGCCUGACGCCGACACGACCAGAAGGCGAAAUACAUAGAAGUCCUAUAUAAGAUCAUGGAAGAAGAUGAAGACGCGUUCCUUUAUGGGGAGUCUACCGCUGAGCCUGAGCCUGUCGUGAACGUUGCUAUUCCAGGCAUUAGCGCGGGUGCAGACAUACCAUUGUCAGAGUCAGCACCGGGUGCUGUUGGUGAGCACAGUGCUGAAGCUGAUGCAGAAGGAGAAGAUGAACAGGAGGAGGAUGACGAGGAGGAUGACGAUGAGUCUGACAUCGAGAUAAUCUUGAACGCACCUGUUCAAGAAGACACUUCCGCUGCAGCGCGUUCUCGUGAUUUUCGUUCAGGCCCAUCCCUCAGAGGAAGCAUCACAAAAACUUUCAACCCAACACCACGACCCAGCGUCCAUUUAACAACUGAAUACAUCCCCCGUGAACGAGGAGCGCCAGUCGCAAAACCCCCGACCCAACAAGCCGAAUCCACGGCAAUCACCAAACAAACCGAACCUGCAAUGGAACGGCCUAUCAUACCCAAACCCGAACAAAGGACAAACGAUACGACUACAUCAUUACUUCCUGAUUCGUCUUCCUUUCCUGUUGCCAUUGCACCCCCCUCUGCACCACCGAUUGACCCUUCUGCAACUGGAGAGUUCUCCGGUAUAUCAAUAUAUGACGUCGACCUACAGUCGCUGUCAAAUAAGGCUUGGAGACGGCCAGGUAGUGACCUUAGUGACUGGUUCAACUACGGCUUCGACGAGAUAUCGUGGGAGGCGUAUUGUGCCCGUCGCCGAGAAAUGGAAACUAUGGGAACGGAAUUGAAGGCCAACGUUAUGAAUUUGGCUGGAAUGUCAGAAGAGAUGCUUCAAAACUCGGUGCCACCAGAACUAAGAUCGAUGUUGAUUGCCCAGUCUGCUCGAAUGGGAAUACAACAGCAGCAGCAACAGCGAAUGAAUUUCCAUUCACAAUUUGGCGGACCGCAACCCCAAGGUGGUUUCCCCAUGCAGAUGAUGCAUCCUGGGAUGGGAAUGGGUCCUUCUGACAUGAUGGGAGUUGGGUUGCCACCACAAAUGGGCAUGGGUGGGCCAGGAAUGGGAAUGGGCGUCGCACAUGGGAUGCCUGAUGGUAGUGGUACACCAAUGCACAACAAUUUGAUGGGUGGCCCAGGUGGAAUGAACCCAGGACAAGCUCAACAAGUUGGUGAUGAUUCUGGUGUUAUGCAACAGCCUCAGGUGCCUCACGGAGCAGAAGGAGGGUUCCCUAUGCAGAUGGGUCACUUUUCGCCCCAGUCAAUGGGCCUGAGUCAGGGAGUUGGUGGGGAUUUUACAAACACUGGUGCUCAGGGUUCGGGGGGUGGCAUGCAGGAUUCUAUGGUCGGUCCAAUCGGCGGUCCCAGUCAUACUGGCGGGCCAGCAAUGCGAGGGCGAGGGCGAGGGAUACCAUCUCGGCCGUUUGGCGGCGCCAACCCUCCAAUGGGUAGGGGGCAAUUCACGGCCGUUGGCGGCUCCCCAAAUGUUGCCAAAACGUCCGGCAUCCCCAUUGCCCCCAACGUCCCUACUGGGCCGCGCAACCAAAUGCCCCGCUACAAGGAUAAAGAUCGUGACGGUGGCUUGGCUCAGGUGGAUGGGCUGGACUAUGGAGGGAACGGUGGUGGCUCUGGCAAUGGCAGCGGUGCUGAGGAUCGCGAUCGUGACCCACAUAAAGACCGGCACCGUGAGCGAGAUUCUGAACGAGAUCGGGAAAAGGGGAAAGAGAGGGAGCGCGAUCGUGACAGGGACAGAGACAGUGAGCGUGACAAGGAGAAAGAGCGUGGGAGAGAUCGUGAGCGGGAUAAGGAACGCGACUCGGAGAGAGACAAGCAUCGUGAUGACCCCUCACGCAAAAAGGAAAAGACGCCGCCGUUUGGACCUCGAAAAGAUGCGGACAAGGAUGAGCGUGAACGUCGGAGUCGUGAGGAGAGACGCAGUUCGCGUGACGAGCGCCGGCGGGACAGCGAUGAUAAAAGCAUUAGCCGGUACGCACUACCCAUUUUUGAGUGAGAAACGGCCCCAUUCAGAGGAUCAUGAGAGAGAUUCGAGAUCCUUAAAACGUCGCUAGAUCUUCUCUGGUUACCACCAUUCAUUGUCCUACUCUCAUGCUGUCCUGGUGCUGAUGAAUUAAUAGUAUAUUAAUUAUUUACAUAGCAUGAACUACGAGAUAAGCGCGAUAGGCUUGCGUUUUUGUGCUUGGGUUCCAUCAUCAUCAGUGGUUGUACUAAUUAUCAUCCGGG
Molecule: messenger RNA, 2338 nt
Organism: Cantharellus anzutake
Lineage: Eukaryota; Fungi; Basidiomycota; Agaricomycetes; Cantharellales; Hydnaceae
Exons: 11
Coding region: 135-2108 (657 amino acids)
Cellular component (GO): mRNA cleavage and polyadenylation specificity factor complex
Molecular function (GO): RNA binding
Source: RefSeq, a predicted model, not a curated record